AAGGGGAAAAGUUUGCGUGUGUGACAGAUGCACAUACAAAAUUUCCUUUGUUUGGUUUUGGGUUUAUACAAUUCCUCUGCACUCUGUUGCUCUAAUCCUAAGAGAGUUGUGGAGUGUGUGUUGUGUGGGUUAUUAGGGAAUUUUCGGGUAGUGUUUGUGGUGUGGAUGGAAGGAGGGGGGAGGAGGAAGAGGAGGGUAGAUUCGGUUUUAAGUGGUGGUGGAAAGGAGGGGAUGGAAAUUCGGAAUAAGAAAAAAGAAGACCUUGACACAGGCGCAUUAUUGCAGAGUUUGUGUGUCUAGAGAGUGGUGGAAAUCAGGUGAAAGUUGGUGACUUUUUCUGUGUGUUUAGAAAAAAAGAAUUGGAAAGUGGAAAAUAGGAUAAAAAUAAAAAUGAGUUGGAUUAAACAUCAUAGGACGAAUGAAAUGAACGGCCACCACACUAACGGGAACGGGACCACCCUGACCCCCACCAACGGCCACACUACCACCAACAACAACUGCACCGAGUCCAACUGGAACCUCGGGAUCUGGUCCGUCGGUGUGAUCAACGCAAAAAACAAGCGUUACCUCACCGCUGAAACCUUUGGCUAUAAAAUCAACGCGAACGGGACUUCACUAAAGAAGAAGCAGACCUGGAGAUUGGAACCCGCCGGAGCAGACGGGAUUUGCCUCAAGUCCCAUUUGGAUCGCUACUUGGCCGUGGAUCAGUAUGGAAAUGUCACGUGUGAUCAGGAGGAGAAGGAACAUGGGGCGUUUUUCGAAGUGGUGGCGAGUGGCAAGGAGGGAACCUGGACGCUCCGAAACACCUCCCGGGGCUACUAUCUCGGCGCAGAGUCUGACAAACUGAUUUGCACCUCUAAAAUCGCCUCCACUUUAGGUGAGAAAUGGUUCAUCCACCUCGCUGCAAGGCCGCAAGUGACGCUAAAGUCCGUGGGGAGGAAGAGAUACGCACACUUGGCCGAGAAUGAGGAGGAAAUCCACGUGGACUCCAAUGUGCCGUGGGGGGCGGACACCCUGUUCACGCUGGAAUUCCGCUUUGGGGACUCGUGUUUUUAUGCGUUGCACACUUGCAACAAUAAAUAUCUUAGAUCCGAUGGGAAGCUGCAGGACGCCUGCGACCCGAGCUGCCUCUUCUCGAUCGAGUACCACCACGGUCAAAUGGCUUUGCGGGACAGUUCCGGGCUCUAUUUGGCUCCGAUCGGGUCCAAGGCGGUUCUCAAAACGAGGAGCCACACCGUGACCAAGGAUGAGCUAUUUGUGCUGGAAGACUCUGUUCCGCAAGGGGCGUUCGUGGCUAAACUCAACGGGAGAUAUGUCUCCACCAAGCAGGGCGUGGACGUGACGGCGAACCAGGACGAGAUUUCCUCCUUUGAGACAUUCCAGCUCGAGUUUGAGCCCAAGAGUAAAAAGUGGUACGUCCGAACCAUGCAGGAUAAAUACUGGACAGUCGUCGAGGCCACGGGGGGUAUCCAGGCCGGGGGGGACAAGCGAACGACAUCAUCGCUGUUCACGUUGAAAUGGUCGCCCGGGGGGACGCUCUACUUCAUGGGCUGCAAUGGGAAGUACGUGGGGGCGAAACGGUCUGGUCACUUGUAUGCAAAUGUGGAGUCGCCAGAGGAGGAUGAGUCGGCCCAGUUUCACUUUUACCUCAUCAACCGGCCGAUUUUGGUGUUGAAAUGCGAGCAAGGCUACGUGGGCUACAAGAGCAACGGUCUUUUCCGCCUGGAAUGCAACAAGGCGUCCUAUGAAACUAUCGGGGUUGAGCGGAAGGAGAGUGGGGUUGUUCAUUUUAAGGGGCAAAAGGGAAAGUACUGGUCCCUCGCAGGUGACGAGAUCGCAGCGGAUUCGGACACCCCCACGGAUUUUUAUAUCGAGUUAAAAGAACCCAAUCGGAUCUGUAUCAAAACUGGAAAUGGACUUUAUCUUAACGCCGAGAAGAAUGGAAUGUUUAAAGUUGGAGCGAGUUCGGAGCCGACGCUGUGGGAGUUUUGAACAAUUUUGAGAGAGAAAUUGGGAGAGAAUUUUGUGUGGGGGUCGUUAAUUUAUGAAAUUUAUUAAUUUAUUUAUAUAAGGAUUAUGAGAAGGCUGAAUUAUUGUGCUUUUUUCUAAGUUGAUAUAUUUAUAUAUAAGAAAUUUUGUACGAUUUUAUUACGAUUUUUAUAUUGGAUUUUUUUUGUGGUGCUUAGAAAUUGAGGGGAGAGUGGAGAGAGAAGUAAAAUGUUGUAGAUGAGGAA
Molecule: messenger RNA, 2234 nt
Organism: Folsomia candida
Lineage: Eukaryota; Metazoa; Arthropoda; Collembola; Entomobryomorpha; Isotomidae
Gene: singed
Product: protein singed
Exons: 10
Coding region: 391-1992 (533 amino acids)
Biological process (GO): cell migration; establishment or maintenance of cell polarity; actin filament bundle assembly
Cellular component (GO): actin cytoskeleton; cytoplasm
Molecular function (GO): protein-macromolecule adaptor activity; actin filament binding
Source: RefSeq, a predicted model, not a curated record